AUGGCGACGUUUUCAACGAGCCAGGAAUGGCUACGCCAGUGCACACUUCUGGUGGAAGCCCGGCCCCAGACGACCAAGAUCACGUCACGCUACUCGGUCAAGCCCAAGCCGGCGCGUCGCGUCAAGAGGGCGGCUGCUGCCGGCAGCGAGGAGGCUCCCAGUGCCGGUGCAGCGAAGCAGACAGCAGCCGCUCCAGCCGCCCACACUUCGCAGAACCCGCGCGCCAAGCUCGUCCUCAAGGCCGUCGACCCGGCCAGCGGCGUGUGUCUGCGCUACGAGACGACCAAGGCGGCCGAGGUGUCGCGGCUGGUGCAGCUGCUCGGACAGCUGAGCCGGCGGCAGGCAGGCCUCGCUGCUGCUCAGGAGACGGCGGAAGACGUCGCCAUGACAGAGGCCGAACCGACAGCUGCGUCCACACCCACCCCGGCCGGACAGACUCCCACACAAGCACCCGCACCUGCACCACAACAACAACAGACUGGCGGAGGCGGCAAAGGCAAGAAGAAGAAGGGCAAGCGGUAG
This is a messenger RNA of Grosmannia clavigera kw1407, 522 nucleotides long. RefSeq lists its product as uncharacterized. Lineage: Eukaryota; Fungi; Ascomycota; Sordariomycetes; Ophiostomatales; Ophiostomataceae. Bases 1 to 522 code for a protein of 173 amino acids. Gene Ontology annotation, cellular component: signal recognition particle, endoplasmic reticulum targeting. The record is from RefSeq and is a predicted model, not a curated record. Gene Ontology annotation, biological process: SRP-dependent cotranslational protein targeting to membrane. The transcript has 2 exons.